AUGUCUUAUUCUAUUGACUUUGAAACUAUGCCAGACUCACAAUACUUAGUUAGUUUAGAGAGUCGGCACCGUGACGAAACAGAAUUCAAUGAGGAAGAUAUACCUGCGGAGUAUGAAUGUGAACCGAAGCAAGAAGAAACGGACAACAAGAGCUCUGAAGAUGAGCAGAACAAUAGUAGCAAUAUAGCACUCCUAGGACUGCCAGAGUUUGAGCUGAUGCAAAAUACUCGUGGACUUAGUAAAAGUCAUGUAACAUUACCAUUUGAUUUACAAUUAGGUUCCAUUAAGUCACUUACACUUUUUGAGUUAUUUUUUUCUAAUACAUUACUACAGACAAUAGUUGAGAAUACUAAUAACUAUGAACAAAUAAAGGACAGUGAAGGUGGCCGCUCGUGGAAACCUUUAACAUUAAAUGAGUUAAAAAUAUGA
Acaulospora morrowiae is the source of this 429-nucleotide messenger RNA. NCBI's taxonomy places the organism in Eukaryota, Fungi, Glomeromycota, Glomeromycetes, Diversisporales, Acaulosporaceae. The record is from the annotation of a GenBank genome assembly.